GCGCAGGCAGCCUCACGAGCAGCCGCGGCGACCGGGCCGGGAGGGAGGGCGGCGUCAUGGAGCUGAAGAAGGAGAGCAACGCUGUGGCCAUCGACAUGCUGUUGAUCGUGCACUCGGAGAAGCGGCGCGCCGCGCAGGGCACGCACUCGGACCCCCAGGCGGAGCCCGACGCGCGUCUGCAGCGCGGAGGAGGACUCCCGGGCGUUGGAAAUGGGAUCCGGAAGUGGCAGAAAUUGGAAGGAAAUGACCUUCAUGGAAACCUGGCAGAGAAGCAGCACCCUCAGCAGCCCCAGGUCAUCACUUCCUAUGACAACCAAGGGACGCAGCUGACAGUGGAGGUCCACCCUCGAGAUGCCAUGCCCCAGUUUCUCAAGAAGUUCUCCUUGGCUAAACGUUUACAAAGUGAUAAAAAUGGAAACACAAGACCACCGCAGCCUGGAAACAAAGAUGCCUUUGCCUACCCCUGGGACCGGUCCAGCCUAAAGUCCAUGCCUCUGGAUCUGCAUCAGUUUGAAAAGCUGGACACCUACGCCUCACAGGUGACGGUCAAGAGUGGCUUAGAUGAACUGGUGAGUGACCUGCUCCAGGAGGCCCACAGUGAUCUGGAAAGGGUCCGUGCCAUCUGGAUCUGGAUCUGCCACCACAUAGAGUAUGACAUUGAGGCUGCCCAGGAGAAGGACCGGCAGGCCUUCAAGCCCACUGACAUCCUGCGAACCCAGAAGGCCAACUGUGAUGGCUACGCUGGCCUCUUUGAAAGAAUGUGCAGGAUUGCUGGAGUGCAGUGCAUGACAGUGCCUGGCUACUCCAAGGGCUUCGGCUACCAGACAGGACAGAGCUUCUCUGGAGAGUUUGACCAUGCCUGGAAUGCCGUGUACCUGGAGGGAAGAUGGCACCUCCUGGACAGCACCUGGGGCAGCGGUCUGGUGGACAAGGUCACCUCAAAAUUCACGUUCCUCUACAACGAGUUCUACUUCCUCACCCACCCCGCGCUGUUCAUUGAGGACCACUUCCCAGACAACAAGAACUGGCAACUGCUGAAACCUCCACAGUCUCUGAGGCAGUUUGAAAACAGCAUGUAUCACAAGAGUGAAUUCUACAACAAGGGGAUGCUGAGUGCCCACCCAGACGUGUCCAUGAUCAGAACAGUGAACGGGAAGGCUACGAUCACCAUAGAGAGCUGCGCCCCGACGCUGUUCAUGUUCAUGCUCAACGGCAAGCAGGAGCAUGGGCUACUGAGCCUCCAGAAGAACGGGAUGAAGCUGGAGAUAUACCCUCCCACCAUGGGCACCCACAAGCUGCAGAUCUUUGCCAAGGGCAACUCAGACAUCUACAGCUCAGUGCUGGAGUACACACUCAAGUGCAACUUUGUGGACCUAGGGGUCCGGCUGCCAGCCGAGCUUCACCAGCCUGUGGGCCCCAGCUGGUUCUCGGAGCAGAUGGGGAUCAUAAAACCCUCCCACCCUGACCCCGUCAUCCAUACCCGGGAUGGACGCUGCUCUAUCAGCUUCGGCGUGGAGGAGGGCACCAGCGUCCUGGCUUCCCUGCACGGAGAUGACGGCCCCAUCACUGAGGAGACGCAGCGGCGCUACAUCUUCCAGCUACACCGGGAGAAGCGGACUGAGCUGAAGGUCCAGCUGCCCCAUGCCGGCAAGUUUGCCCUCAAGAUCUUUGUCAAGAAGAGGCAGGAGCCGGGCAACUACAUCUUUGUCUUCAACUACCUCCUGUGCUGCACCAACACCAAGGUGAGCUGGCCCAUGUUUCCCGAGAGCUUUGGCAACUGGGGACAGGACAAUGAGCUACUGGAGCCUCUGUCCGGUGUGCUUCCCGCCAACCGGAAUGUCCCAUUCAAGCUGAAGCUGCACGGAGUUGCCAAAGCCCUGGUGAAAGGGCAGGACACAUGGCCCCUGACCCUGAGCCACGAGGGCUACUGGGAAGGCAGCUGCAGCACAGCCGGCUGCCAGGAGGUCUACGUCAUGGUGCUGGAGAACGCCAACCACAACUUCUACUCCUACAUCCUGAAGUACAGAGUGAACACCCAGUGAGGAUGGCCUGGCCACAAAUACUGUCCCUGAGGGCCAUGGCCAGCCCUACCCAGGAGAGGCCAAGUGCAGAGAGACUGGACACCACUGUGUCUACACAAAACCAUUUCUAGGCCUCCAGCUCAGUCUUGCUGCUCCAUCACUGGUGCUGAGAUGUUUGUGUUCUAAAGCUUCACUCAGUGUGGCCAUGGCUGAAGGGAUGGAGGUGAAGGCCUUGGAGGAAAAAGGUGCUAUGUAAAUCCAAGGUAUUGUGAACUGCCCACCUGUGCCCAGAUGCCCCCUUUGUGUGCUAAUGUUGUUACCAUAGACGGGGUCAGCGUGGGAAAGCAGGGCUGUGGUCCAAGCUGAAAGCUUUCCCCGUGAUGCUUAGUGAAUUCUCCAGGCCCCAGAGGAGUAUGAUACAUACGGCUGCAUCUCCCUUGAUCACGGGGCCCCUGCAAGCAGCGCAUGGUGUCACCCCACAGCUCCUGGACCGCAGGGAAAAAUGGACCUGACUGUCUUCCGACUCCAUGCUGCCUCCUCCUCAUUAGCCACUCCUUGCUCUUCCAGAGCCCUGGGGAUCAAACGCAUGAGAGAAAGCUGAGCCCAGAGUGGCAGGGUUGGUGACAGCGAAAGCAGAGGCCCCAGGGCCGGCUCAUGGGCCUGCUGGGUAGCGGGUGGAGUGAUUCUUCGGCAGUCCUGCAACACAGUCUAAGUCAUCUGACUUAGUCCCCUACAGGAGCACACAGGGCAGUGACUGUGGCUCAUGGGCUCAAGGCUCAGCCUUCCUGGGAGCCUCCAGAGACUGGCUAGGCCUGUCAGGGGCUGAAUGACAAAGCUCCAUAGAGCCCCAGGCCACAGGGGGUGAUGUGGCUGGGGCAGUGCUCAGAAACUCACACAGGCCACUGCCAGCCCCAGAGCCCCUGCCACCCAAGUGAGGGGACCCUGCCUGCUCAGCAGCAGCUUUUGUGCUGUGGCAAAGAGAAAAGUCCUAUCCCAUCUCCUCUCCUUUCUGAAAAUGAGACUCAGCCCACUCACACAGAGCACUGCCUGUUGGGGGAUGGUUGGGGCCCUGGCUUGCUCAGGACUGUCCAAAGAAGCCCCAGCUGCCCAGCUAGUCCUGGGAAGCACCUGAGGCUGGUGUUGCCAUGGCAACAAGUAGAAACCGGGCUGAGCAGGGUAGGAGAAAGGGAAGGGCUGAGAGACACCCUCCAAGGUCAAUGCACGAGCAUCUGGCAUAUGGACACACUCCAGGGUACUCCCUGCUGAACCCCUGGAGUCCUCAGCUCUGUCAGCCCUGCCUGUCCCACCUUUCCCCCAGAGCAGUCCACACCCAAACCUCUCCUGCAGCCUCCGCACCCGGCCCGGCUCAGCAGCAGCAGCCUCAGCCAGCCUGGGCCGCUCAUGCCUUCCUUCUUCGCCCGUCUUCCUCUGUGCACACGCAGUAAGCGCCCAGAGCCGUGCUAGAAGCUGGGUUACAGAGGUAGAGCAAAGGGGUCCAGCCACAACCACCCAGGGCUCCCAGUAGGUGACUGGCCAGGGACACAGCCUCCCCCGCCCCAGGACUGGCUGAAGUUCCAGGUCCCACAGCCCACCCCAGCCUGGGGCCCCUCUUCCGUAGGGACCUGGCUCAGGGCCGACUUCCACCAAGCAGAGGCCUUACACAUGGGGCGCUCCUGGAGGGCCCAGCUCCCCACCCUAGGUCCAGCAUUCUUGAUGAGCCCACCACCCACCACUACCUCGCUUAGCUUGAGAAACACGCAGAGGCCCAGGAGAUACAAGCACUAUGCCCCGCCACAAGGAAACAAAGGGGCCUUUACACCCUGAAAACAGCCCUUUUUUCACAUAUGUGAUGUUAAGGGCUGAAAGAAAUGUGUUGUGUUUUAUCAAAACAAGAGUCUUCUAAGGCUCAUGCCACUCAGUGGAUCCACCGCGACCGCCACAGGCAGCCUGGCAGAGGACACACACACCUUCCUAACACCGUGUCACUAAUCAGUACGCCUGGGAGCCUGCAGAGCACACCGCCCAACGAAGAGGAGCCGUGCCCAGCACCAGAGGGGGAAGCCCGCGCCCCCAAGCUCCGCAGGGCACCCGCAGGCCCUCCCCUACUCAUUGAAUCAGGCACCCCCUUUGUAAAAACAGUUGUAGGCACGGUCAGAAAAUCACCUGCAUUUCUUCUCUCUGAAGUAAAAGUACGUGAAAUGAAAUCCAAUCUUCAUGAAUUUUUACACGCAGGCUGCUCAGGCUACAAAUCCGAGGUCACAUGUUGAAGGCUUUUAUUCAAAUGCUCAUCUUUGUUUCCCGGCCGCAGAUGGAAUGGCUCGGGUGCCCCCUGGUGGCCGCUUGCGUGGCCGCGGGCGCUGCAAACCACCAAAUGAUUUAUUAGCU
Octodon degus (degu) is the source of this 4406-nucleotide messenger RNA. It is a transcript of the gene Ky, whose product is annotated as kyphoscoliosis peptidase. Bases 57 to 2042 code for a protein of 661 amino acids. The record is from RefSeq and is a predicted model, not a curated record. Lineage: Eukaryota; Metazoa; Chordata; Mammalia; Rodentia; Octodontidae. The transcript is spliced from 11 exons.